Molecule: messenger RNA, 1714 nt
Organism: Hevea brasiliensis (rubber tree)
Lineage: Eukaryota; Viridiplantae; Streptophyta; Magnoliopsida; Malpighiales; Euphorbiaceae
Exons: 7
Coding region: 359-1465 (368 amino acids)
Source: RefSeq, a predicted model, not a curated record
AAACUAUCAUGUGGCUUAAAUCCCACAUUGGUUCUGACAAUUUCAACUUCCAGUCAAAAUCAUCACAUGGUGUCCUUUAAUUUCUACCGUGCAGGUGGCAGGGCAACAAUAAUGCUUUCUUCAGUGCUUAUACUAUUCUGUUCAUGGUAAUUUGUCACCCAAUACAUUGUGAUGCUCCAUUUUCAUAUAAAUAGAUCACAAGGGUACUCGCUGCGUAUCAGAACAGUAGCGAGUCCAUGCAAAAGUGCGCCGUAGCACCAAUAUAAAACCUCCAUCAAUCCGCGUCUCUCCCGCCACGUCAUAACGUAUCAUUUCCCUCUGCUCUUAAACCGAGACUCUGAGAAACCAAACGUCCGAAAUGGAGCUACCGGUGAUUGAUCUAUCCCGAUAUUUAGAGAUCUCCGGAAAACUGAGCAACGACCGGGAGAAAUUAUCCGGUCAGCUCCAAGAAUUCGGGCCAUGGCUAGGUGAAUCAUGCAAGGAGGUGAGUCGGAUCCUCCGAGAAACCGGAGCUUUGAUAGUGAAAGAUCCGAGAUGCUCCGCGGAAGAUAAUGACCGGUUCAUAGACAUCAUGGAGAAGUACUUCGAGAGGCCUCAAGACUACAAAAAACUCCACGAGAGACCUCAAUCAUAUUACCAGAUUGGAUCAAGCCCAGAUGGAUUAGAAGUUGCAAAAUGUGUGGUUGAUGAGAAGAUAAAAGAGAAGGUAAAAGCCAUGCCUAUGGAUGUUCAACCAUCCCUGCCCCAUGGACCUGAUCUCAAGGAGAGGUAUAUGUGGAGAGUAGGUUCUCCACCAGCAAACACUCGUUUCAGGGAAUUUAACUUGGAGCCUCCCAUACCUGAAGGAUUCCUUGAGUGGAAAGAAGUCAUGGACUCAUGGGGAUCCAAAAUGGUGAAUGCAGUUGAGGCUGUAGCUGAAAUGGCAGCAAUUGGGUUUGGCUUGCCCAAGGAUGCUUUUACUUCUCUUCUGAAGCAGGGACCGCAGCUUCUUGGCCCAACAGGGAGUAACCUCAGCCAUUAUAAUCAGGAAGGAACUGUGUUUGCUGGAUAUCAUUAUGAUACUAACUUUUUAACCAUUCAUGGGAGAAGUAGAUUCCCUGGUCUAAACAUUUGGCUGAGGAAUGGACAGAAAGUGGAAGUCAAGGUUCCACCCGGAUGUCUCUUCAUUCAGACAGGAAAGCAGAUAGAGUGGCUGACUGCUGGAGAAUGCAUGGCUGGAAUGCAUGAAGUUGUUGUCACAGACAAAACACUUGAUGCAGUGAAAAAGGCUGCAGAGCAAAAUAGAAGCCUCUGGAGAGUUUCCUCAACACUCUUCUCAAACAUUGCGUCAGAUGCCAUGUUGAAGCCUUUAGGCCACUUUGCCAAACGCCCACAAGCCAACCAAUAUCCACCCAUGUAUGCAGGAGAGUUUAUGCAAAACGAGCUGUCAGCAAUCAAUCUAAAUGGGAAUAAAAUAGAAGCCUGAUGUGAUAUAUUGUAAUAUAAUUAUCAGUAACCUCUAUGUUUCUGCAAUAAAGAGAGAGGUCUACCGUGGGACUGGAGCAUAUAACAAUAAGCCAUUAGGAAGAGUGGUAUUUCGUGAUGUUCAGCCUGUUCUUGCAAGUUCUUUCUGAAUAUGUGACAAGUGUAUGCUCAUGUAUUCUUCAAACUUGUCAGAUUUGGUAAUGUAAUGUGUUUUUUUCAUCUCUUAAUCUGAAUAUUGUAUUUUAGCAAA